Molecule: messenger RNA, 1017 nt
Organism: Orycteropus afer afer
Lineage: Eukaryota; Metazoa; Chordata; Mammalia; Tubulidentata; Orycteropodidae
Gene: ARX
Product: aristaless related homeobox
Exons: 6
Coding region: 1-1017 (338 amino acids)
Biological process (GO): regulation of transcription by RNA polymerase II
Molecular function (GO): DNA-binding transcription factor activity, RNA polymerase II-specific; RNA polymerase II transcription regulatory region sequence-specific DNA binding
Source: RefSeq, a predicted model, not a curated record
AUGAGCAACCAAUACCAGGACGAGGGCUGCUCCGAGAGGCCCGAGUGCAAAAGUAAAUCGCCAACUUUGCUCUCCUCCUACUGUAUCGACAGCAUCCUGGGCCGGAGGAGCCCUUGCAAGAUGCGGCUGCUGGGGACCGCGCAAAGCCUGCCCGCCCCGCUGGCCAGCCGCGCCGACCAGGAGAAGGCCGUGCAAGGCUCCCCCAAGGGCAGCAGCACCCCGUUCGAGGCCGAGCUGCACCUGCCGCCCAAGCUGCGGCGCCUGUACGGCCCGGGUGGGGGCCUGAAGCUGGAAGCGGUGCCUGCGGAGGAGGCCUUUAAAAAGACCCGAGUCCUGUCUUUUGAGGACUCCUGGAGUACCGAGAGGAAGUCGGAGCUGGGCAGUGUUUGGUAUCGGGAUACGGAGGAACUGGCCAUGAGGCUGGACUUGACUGAGGCCCGAGUGCAGGUCUGGUUCCAGAACCGCCGGGCCAAGUGGCGCAAGCGGGAGAAGGCAGGCGCGCAGACCCACCCCCCGGGGCUGCCAUUCCCCGGGCCGCUCUCGGCCACCCAUCCGCUCAGCCCCUACUUGGACGCCACCCCGUUCCCCCCACACCACCCUGCGCUCGACUCCGCAUGGACAGCCGCCGCCGCCGCCGCCGCCGCCGCCUUCCCGAGCCUACCUCCGCCCCCCGGCUCGGCCAGCCUGCCGCCCAGCGGGGCGCCGCUGGGCCUGAGCACUUUCCUGGGAGCUGCCGUGUUCCGGCACCCGGCCUUCAUCAGCCCGGCGUUCGGCAGGCUCUUUUCCACCAUGGCUCCCCUGACCAGCGCUUCGACCGCGGCCGCGCUCCUGCGACAGCCCACGCCGGCCGUGGAAGGCGCGGUGGCGUCGGGCGCCCUGGCCGACCCAGCCACUGCGGCCGCAGACAGACGCGCGUCCAGCAUAGCCGCGCUGCGGCUCAAGGCCAAGGAGCACGCCGCGCAGCUGACGCAGCUCAACAUCCUGCCGGGCACCAGCACGGGCAAGGAGGUGUGCUAA